This is a messenger RNA of Hibiscus syriacus, 1396 nucleotides long. Its product is annotated as phospholipase A1-IIbeta-like. The transcript has 2 exons. Gene Ontology annotation, molecular function: glycerophospholipid phospholipase A1 activity. The coding region runs from base 42 to 1196 and encodes 384 amino acids. NCBI's taxonomy places the organism in Eukaryota, Viridiplantae, Streptophyta, Magnoliopsida, Malvales, Malvaceae. Gene Ontology annotation, biological process: lipid metabolic process. The record is from RefSeq and is a predicted model, not a curated record.
AGAAAGUUCAGAGUUCAUAAACUAGAAGAGAUAAAACAAUCAUGUCUAGUUCUGGAAUAGCUUCUCGUUGGAGAAAACUUAGCGGCGAGGAUAACUGGAAGGAUCUGUUGCACCCUCUCGAUAACGAUCUCCGCCGCUAUCUCAUCCACUAUUGUCAAAGGGCCGGAGCCGCCGGUGAUGCUUUCAAUGGGACUAGGGCAUCGAAGGGUUAUGCACAUACCCUAUAUCCUGCUGACGAGUUUUUCGCUAGGGUUGGUCUCGAAAAUGGUAACCCUUACAGGUAUAGAGUGGUGAGCUUCAUAUAUGCUGCUACCGCUGCGCAUGAAAUAGCGUAUUUCGGAUACGUCGCGGUGGCAACGGAUGAAGGAAAAGCCGUGCUGGGGAGGAGGGACAUUCUCAUUUCAUGGAGAGGGACCAUAACGAACACCGAAUGGGGUAACGAUGCUAAUCUUUUUCAAACAUCGGCUAAAGAAUUGUUCGGAAAUGACUUUAUUCAGGUGCAUUCUGGUUUUUACAACACCUAUACGAAGUCGAUUGAAGAUUCCCCUUAUGUCAAAAUCAGCGCCAGGGAACAGGUUCGUAAAACGUUGCAGCAGCUAGUGAAUAUGUAUAAGGACGAGGAGGUGAGCAUAACUGUGACAGGCCAUAGUUUGGGAGCUGCACUUGCAACCCUAAACGCCAUGGACAUAGCUCACAAUGGUUUCAAUAAGCCUGCAGGCAAUUCGAAUAAGGCCAUCAUGGUGACUGCUUUUCCGGCCGCCAGCCCGCGCGUCGGGAACCUGUUCUUCAAAGGCGUUGCCGAUAAUCUCAAGAAUUUUCAUAUCCUACGGAUGGUGAACUCGACGGACCCAGUUCCUAAGGUCCCAUUUGCACCUGGAAUAUACUUCCAUGUGGGAGAACAGUUAGAUCUUGACACGACCAAGUCACCCUACUUGAAAUGGAACAUUAGUCCUCACAAUUUGGAGGCUUACCAGCAUGCAAUUGCAGGGGUGCAGGAAAAGGGAGAAUUCAAACUGGAAGAAGACCUUAACUUUGAUAAUAACACCAUAAACAAAUACACUGAUGGUUUACUGGACGAAUACAAAAUACCAGAUAACUGGUGGAAUAAGGAAAUGUUCAAAAACAUGGUUCAGGGAGACGAUGGCCACUGGAAGUUCCAUGACGUUGCGUUUGUGCCAGAGCCUUCAAUUGCUUAAGCGGAUCCAUCGUUGCAUGUCAAACGAGUAUAAGAUCGAAUAUCUUAUGUUAUCAUUAAAAUAAAAUCAUGUAAAACCAGUAUUGUAUCUGUUUCCUGCAAAAAUAAGAACCUCUACUUAUCUAAGUAGAUGGGAUUUCUCAAGUUUAAAUAAAGUUGGACGUUAAGCCUCUUUCGUCCAACACGAUUGUGCUGUCUUAA